Messenger RNA from Pseudonaja textilis, 876 nucleotides. The record is from RefSeq and is a predicted model, not a curated record. Lineage: Eukaryota; Metazoa; Chordata; Lepidosauria; Squamata; Elapidae.
AUGUCCAAUAAUUACAUUUCCUUGGUGUGUUCCAUGUUGAUGAUAUAUGCCAACCUUCAGCACGGAUUUAUCUUCGCCAUGUUUUCCCGUUUCUUUAUUGGCAUCUCAAUGGGUAUUUUCUCCAGCGUGAUUCCUAUGUAUCUCCUAGAGACCAGCCCCCUGAAUAUGAGGGGUUCCAUCGGUAUGGUGCCCCAGUUCUUUCUAGUGAUCGGGGUCCAACUGGCUCAGAUAUUUGCCUUUCCUGAACUACUGGGCACCGUAGAAGGUUGGCCAGUCCUGGUGAGUUUGCCUGGGCUCUUAGCUAUCUGGCAGAUCCUUCUGUUCCCUUCCUGCCCUGAAAGUCCAAGGUACCUGUUGAUGCAGAAGAAAGAAGAAGAAGAAGCCAGAGAAGUUCUCAAGCACCUCAGGUUGCAGAGUGACGUCGAGGACGAACUGGAGGAGCUCCGACGGGAGGACCUUUUUGAGAAGGAUGAGAAGAACAUGAAUACCCUGCGGCUGCUGUGCUAUCGUCCACUCCGUUGGAACCUGGUUUCGGUGGUGAUCAUCGAAACAGGCCAGCAGCUUUCUGGCGUCAAUGUGAUCUACCUCUACAUUGAGGAAAUGCUCUACUCUACCGGGUUAAGCCACAAAAACGCCCGAUAUUUCCAAAUGAUGACCACUGGCCUGUUAAUCUUGGCUAUCUUAUUUGGGAUGUACAUCGUGGAUAGGAAAGGACGGAAAAUGCAGCUUCUUGUCGGGUUUGGGAUGGCCACUGUCUUCUGCCUCGUGUUCACCGUGACCCGAGAUCUACAGGCUAAAUUUGCCUGGUUGUCCAUCUUUAACAACAUCAUUAUCAACAUUUUCCUUUGUGUCCACGCUUUUGGGCCAAGUGAGUAG